UACAAAGACGCAACAUAUUAUUUAUUAUUCGAUCAUCCAUACAAAAAAAAAAAAAAAAAAAAUACAAAACGAUGACAAAAUUCUACCCUACUUCUGCAAUUCAUCCUCAAAACCCUCAAGCUUCCACUUCAUCAAUGGCGUUUCUACCCUACCACCACUAAUCCGCCAUGAAACCUUCAAAUUCCUACACUCAAUCAAUCAAAACUCCACCAUCAACUCACCACCACCACCACCGCCGCCGCCGCAACAACUAACCGUCACCGAUGGAUCCUCGCCGGCCAUCGCGCGUGAUCGAUCCGAAAGUCCGAAAGGUCGGCUUCUUCACUCCCGGUCCACCGCCAGAACGCACUCAAUCCGGUCCGGCCGCUACAACUCCGGCACAAUCUCCGAUCUCCAAUUCACUUUCUCCGGUCAUGAUUCCGCCGCCACGUCAUGCUUCCGAUAACCUCUCACGUGCCGUAGGCGUGCCUGUUCCGACGCUUGCUCAUCCGCCGGUGGAUAGCUUGCAGGUUGGGAGUUACACUCUGUCUGAUUCUGUUUUUACGGCUUCUCCAACGCGAUCUCCGUCGAGUAGGAUUGGAAUUGACGGCGAGUUUUCAGAGGAUUCGGCGAAUUGGAUGAAGAAGGAUGGUUCUGGAAGAUUACCGGCUGUUGUUACUACUGGAGGAACUGAUUUGAAACAAGCAAUUGAAGCAUUGAAUGAUGCAGAUAAUAGUGGAGAUGUUGGCGAAGGGGCGUCGCAGAAGAAUUCAAAGCCACUGAAAGCGAAAACCACUAAGGCUGAGAGGCGUGCUUUACAGGAAGCUCAACGAGCUGCGAAAGCUUCUGCUAAAGUUAUUCUUUCAGCUCCAGCGCAAACAAGUAAACCCGUAAAACAGGCAAACCAGAAGAAAGAUGUUCCUCAAUUGGCUUCUUCUAGUGUGGUUCAUGAGAAGAAAGGCGGUGAUAAACCACCAGAAAAAGAUAGAAAAAAAGACAUGCCACCUCCACGCAUGCAAUUUGAUGAUAAAAAUCGGGUUGAAAAGGCUAAGAAACGGUCAGUAGUUAAGCAGACUGAGGCUAGAAAUAGAGUAGAGUUAUUUAGGCAUUUACCGCAAUACGAACGCGGAAAUCAGCUUUCCGAUCUUGGGUCGUCGUUUUUCCAAAUUGAUGAUGUGCACCCUACUGUUUACAAGGUUGGUUUACAAUUUUUAGCUGGGGACAUAAUGUGGAGCAAUACCCGUUGCAUAGCAAUGCUUCAAGCAUUCCAGAAAGUCAUCGAGGACUACUCUACACCACCAGAGAAAACUCUUGCUAGAGAUUUAACCGCGAAGAUCAACACAUCAGUCUCAUUUUUAAACGAAUGCAGACCCCUUUCAAUCAGCAUGGGAAACGCAAUUCGUUUCCUAAAAGCCCGUAUUGCAAAAAUAACCUUGGCCCAAACCGAACCCGAAGCAAAAACAUCUUUAUGCACGGAAAUAGACGAUUACAUAAAAGCCAAGAUAGUUCUUGCAGACAAACAAAUAGUCAUACACGCGGUUACAAAGAUCUGUGACGGUGAUGUUAUACUCACGUAUGGUUCAUCGUCUUUAAUCAAAAUGAUUUUACUGCAUGCUCAUGAACUCAGGAGGCAAUUUCGGGUGGUGAUAGUUGACUCACGCCCUAAUCUUGAAGGUCGACAGUUGCUUCGUAAGUUGGUUGAAAAGGGUUUGAGUUGUACGUACACUCAUAUAAACGGUGUUUCUUAUAUCAUGCCUGAAGUUACGAAAAUAUUUUUGGGGGCUGCUUCUGUUUUGUCUAAUGGAACGGUAUAUUCGACCAUUGGAACUGCAUGUGUUGCUAUGGUGGGACAUGCUUACCAUGUGCCGGUUUUGGUUUGUUGUGAAUCGUACAAGUUUCAUGAACGGGUACAACUUGAUUCAAUAUGUUCAAAUGAACUAGGUGAUCCAAAUGUCAUAGCAAAGGUUCCCGGAAGAAAGAAAAAUUGUUUGGAUGAUUGGGCUAGUAAGGAAAACUUGCAACUCCUGAAUUUGGCUUAUGAUGUGACUCCUGCGGAUUAUGUCUCUACGAUAGUCACCGAGUAUGGGCUGAUACCACCUACAAGCGUGCCUGUGAUUGUGAGGGAAUAUGGGCGCGAGCACAUACUAAUAUAGAACUUCAAAUCGCAAUUUGGAUUCAACGGUGGAGUGUUUGCUGAUUGCAUCAAAUAAGACUUGCUGACAUGGUAUUUAAAAUGCAGAAAUAGUAUUUAUAAUCUUAUUUAUUACAUACUACAGUUUUAUACCCAUUAUUGUGGCUCGUUUAGCAGAUAAGAUAUUUUGGAAAAUGGUUUCUUAUGUGCUGAUUGAGUACAUACAUACUUGAUCUUUUGGUUUUGUUUUGUGUAUAACCGAAUGGUACGUCUUAUUAAAGUAGUUUUGUGUGGCUGCUAAGUUGUGCAUGUUGAAUACACUAUAUUAAAUUUUGAACACAAAAUUAUGUUUCAAA
Messenger RNA from Helianthus annuus (common sunflower), 2466 nucleotides. Its product is annotated as translation initiation factor eIF-2B subunit delta. Bases 264 to 2132 code for a protein of 622 amino acids. The transcript is spliced from 7 exons. The record is from RefSeq and is a predicted model, not a curated record. NCBI's taxonomy places the organism in Eukaryota, Viridiplantae, Streptophyta, Magnoliopsida, Asterales, Asteraceae.